CUGUUUAUAAAUACGGACCUGAAACAGGCCAAACCUUGGCUGAAUUAUUCGACUAUCGAGUGCAUUAAGAUUAAAGAAGAAAAUUGUUACGAUAAAAGUCAAAACAUCCGUCAAAUUGUCAAAAUAAACAAAAAAGGGCGUGGAGAUUAGUUUAACCAUGACGACCAUGAGGGAUGAUAGCAAAAAUAAUUAUCCAAAGGCUUCAAAUUUCUUGGUAAAUGGAGCACUUUUGACAUACAUAGGAGGGAUGUUUAUGAUGAUUGCAUUUUGCAGUCCGUAUUGGGUGAAGUCCUUUGACGAAACUUUCUCCCAAUUCAAGCACAUGGGUCUAUGGGAAUACUGCUUCGAUCAAUUCCGCUACCCUUAUUACCAAUUCGACCAUCUUUUCGACGGAUGUCACCACGUCUUCAGCGAAGAGUACUACGUGAUAAGAGAAUGGUUACUGCCACCGUGGUUGAUGACCGUACAAAGCUUUAUGACUAUCGCUUUCUUGUUGACCUUUUUCGCGCAAGUUGUGAUGGCCUUCCAAUUGGUCAGAUUCCCAUUGAAUUUCAUAUUGCAGAGAGAAUAUAUACUGUCGUUUAUGUGUUUUGUUUGUGUAACUACCACAGCUGUCUUGUUAUUUUUCUCUAUAACAAUUUUUGGAGCGUCUCAUGUGCGCAGAGAUUGGUUGAUGUAUCCAAAUUUCAACUAUCUUUCAUGGUCGUAUGGUAUGGCUUGUCUUUCAUUCUUUUUCCAUGGAUUUUCGGCGUUUUGUCUAUUCAAAGAGUUUCAAUUUAGUUAUGAUAGAAGGAGGGAAUCCAAAAAUCUUAUUAUGCAAAUGCAGCCUAAUCCUCAGCACAGAUUAGGUUGGGCCAUACAGUAAUUUCGUAAUAUCUACAAAGAUGACCUUCAAGUGUUGCUUAAUGAUUGGUUAAAGGUGCGAAAAUUUGAUAUUGGUAGAUGUUUUAAAGAUGGAAUAAAAUUUUUCGUUAUUAAAUUACUAAUAUAGUUAUGUAAUUGUUUAGAGAUAAAUUUGUAUCAUUAUGGAAUUGUUUUAAUGCAUAUAAAUCCAAUGUCAAAUUUUUGUAUCCUGUUUGAGCAUACUCAAUAAUAUAUAGGUAUUUUUAUUUGAAACAACUUUUUUUGUUUAAUGUAUAUUUCAAUUCUUUUUAGUUGGAAUCUUUAUUUUUUUUGAAUCUCUUUUAUUGUUUAUGGUAAUUAUAUCAUAUCAAAUUGUGAUCUACGAUCAAUCUCAUGUUUAAAUGUAGUAAUUUUUAUAAAUGAUGCUUUUUCUUCGAAAAAAUUGUAGAAAGUGUUUUUCUACAAUAAUUAGUUUUGUUAUCAAUUUAUAUAUUGUAUAUAUUUUUUUUGGGAGUGCAUGGAGCAAUGCAAAGUAAGUGCCUUGAUAUAUUUAUAUUUUCUUAUAAAUCAAGACAUAUAUUUUACUUUAAAAAAAGAAUAAUUAUUGUUUAAUAGUUGCAUGUAUAAGUAAAUGACAAAUUUUUAAAAUUUAAUAUGAUAUACUAUUUUUCUCCAGAAGAACAAUGACGCAAGUGAAAAUUAAUGAUUCCACAGAAUAGCAAAUUAAAAAAAAAAAAAAUAACAUGAAACUUACAACUAAGACGUUAAGGAAAAGUUUGGAAAUAAUCUAUAGGGACUUCGAGAUAGCAAAUUUAUUUUAGAUCUACUUUAUUUUACUCUUUUUGAAACAAUUGAAGAUUUAUAAGCCUUAAAAAUAAAACAUGCAGUUGCGUCAUUAUUCUUCCGGAAAAGCGAAAUGAAAUAGUGACUCUAAAUCCGACAUUCCACAUGUAAUAAGUUUGUGAUAUUUGUUGUUUUUGAAUAAGAAGGUUAUCCAUAUCUCAAAUGUGGUGUAUCCGUAAAGGAAAGGAAAAAUUCUAAGUCUUAACCACAAAAAUUAUUUAUUCUUUUAAAACAGGAAACGCUACUAGUUUCGGUCAAUGACCAUCAUCAGGCAUAGUAAAAGGACUGGAAAAAUAAACUAAAAAGGGAACAUCCAGCUAAGCAGAC
This is a messenger RNA of Psylliodes chrysocephalus, 2013 nucleotides long. The record is from the annotation of a GenBank genome assembly. Lineage: Eukaryota; Metazoa; Arthropoda; Insecta; Coleoptera; Chrysomelidae.